UAAUGACAUUUGUAACUAUCCUGUAAGUACAUUCCUUCCAAAAAUAUCAUUUGGUAAAGGACAAUGUCAGCCAUGGGAAGCGCAGGAAACAGGAAACAGAUAAUCUUUUAGAAAGCAGCUUCAAACUCUUAAUGAUAAGGUCUAUUCUGCAAUACCCACCCCUGCCAAAGCUUUGAGUCUUCUAAUGGAUCCUCUCCUGUUUAGCAUAUUCUGCACCCUUUUUUCUCUAUUCAGUUUCAUUUAUUUGUAUCGGUCGUCCAAGAAAGGAAGCAGAAGCUGCAGUGCACCACAAGCUGGUGGUGCUUUACCCAUCAUUGGCCACAUGCACCUCUUUGGUGGUCAACAACUCACCCACAAAACAUUAGGUGGCAUGGCUGACAAAUAUGGACCUGUUUUCUGCAUAAGGCUAGGAUCACACGAUGUAUUGGUUUUAAAUAGUUGGGAGAUGGCCAAAGAAUGUUUCACAGUCCAUGAUAAAGUCUUCUCAACUAGACCAAAUAUUGCUGCUUCAAAGCUUCUAGGCUAUGAUUUUGCUAUGUUCGGGUUUGCUCCUUAUGGAUCGUAUUGGCGUGAGAUGCGCAAGAUUGCUACAAUUGAGCUUCUAUCUAGCAACCGGAUUGAUAUGCUCAAACAUAUACGAGUUUCAGAGGUAAAGACUGCAGUAAGAGAAUUGUACAAGACAUGGCUUAGCGAAGGUAAUGAGGAAAGGGGAGUAUCUGUGGAUAUGAAGCAGUGGUUUGGGGAUCUAACUCUUAAUAUUGCUUUGAGAAUGGUGGGAGGGAAAAGAUACUUCGGACCAAACGCUGAUUGUGAGGAAGUUGAAGCACAGGGAUGCAAGAAAGUAAUGAGAGAUUUCUUUUAUUUGUUCGGAGUGUUCGUCUUGUCUGAUGUGAUACCGUUUCUUGGGUGGCUGAAUUUUCAGGGAUAUGAAAAAACCAUGAAAAGAACAGCAAAGGAAUUGGACAGUAUUGUAGGAGGGUGGCUAAAGGAGCAUAAACAGAAGAGAAAUUUGGGUGGAGGGGUGAUAGAAGAGCAGGAUUUCAUGGAUGCGAUGCUGAGCAUCCUGGAAGAUGCCAACGUUAAUGAUUUCGACGCCGACACAAUUAACAAGGCUACUUGCUUGAAUUUAGUCUUAGGAGGGAGUGACACAACCAUGGUCACUCUCACCUGGACCUUGUCUUUGCUACUAAAUAAUCCUCGCGUGCUAAAAAAGGCCCAGGAUGAGCUAGACAUGCACGUUGGCAAGCAUAGACCAUUAGAAGAAUCUGAUAUCCAAAACCUGGUCUACCUUCAAGCCAUUGUCAAGGAAACAUUGCGCUUAUACCCAUCGCAACCAGUCAUUGGCCUUCGAGCUGCAUUAGAAGAUUGUAUCCUCUCAACAGGCUACCACAUUCCAUCAGGUACACGACUAAUGGUAAAUGCUUGGAAGAUUCAACGUGACGAGCGUGUAUGGUCAGAACCCCAUGAUUUUCAACCUGAGAGGUUUUUGACCACCAACAAGGAUAUGGAUUUUCAAGGCCAAACUUUUGAACUCAUCCCUUUUGGCUUAGGAAGAAGAUCGUGCCCCGGGGUGUCUCUAGCCCUCAAGAUGCUGCACUUUAUCUUGGGUAGCUUGUUGCACAGUUUUGAAGUUGGUAAGCCAUCAAAGCUGGAAGAUGUUGAUAUGACGGAAAGCACUGGGUUAACAAAUCUGAAAGCAACCCCUCUUGAAGUUCUAAUCACCCCGCGUCUUGAGUCCAAGCUCUAUGAGUUAUAGACCUUGAAUUGAUAAAGUUUACUGGAUGAAAAGUUGACACUGAGAUGACAGAAGUGGUGAACAUGUGGGCUUUUUACAUUAGUCGUGUAUUGCUUUCCUAGUAUCAUAUCUAUGAUGAAAUGUCGUUAUGUUAUUGAAAUUUUAGGCCACUUUCAAUAAAUUUCAAGGCAGUCUACAUUACCAA
Messenger RNA from Gossypium arboreum, 1940 nucleotides. RefSeq names its product cytochrome P450 CYP82D47-like. NCBI's taxonomy places the organism in Eukaryota, Viridiplantae, Streptophyta, Magnoliopsida, Malvales, Malvaceae. Bases 185 to 1756 code for a protein of 523 amino acids. The record is from RefSeq and is a predicted model, not a curated record. Gene Ontology annotation, molecular function: monooxygenase activity; oxidoreductase activity, acting on paired donors, with incorporation or reduction of molecular oxygen; iron ion binding. Gene Ontology annotation, biological process: defense response to other organism. The transcript has 2 exons.